AUGGACCAGCGUGAUCAUUAUGGUGUUGUGGCAUCGAUGUUGAAUGACAAGACAGAUAGCUUGUUAUCAUGGAAGAUAGUACCACGCGAUAACCCUGCAGCAGCAUUGCCAUCAGACUUUGCAUUGGUCUCAUUGACCACGACUGCGACCACCUCAACACUGGGUGGUGGCGGUUGCCCAUUGGAGCGUGGCGAGUACUCAUCGCAUUGUGACAUACUCUUUAGACAGACGUUGGACAGGAUCAAAAGUCACAGUGACAUUGUCAAGGCAGUGUUCCCAGAGCGCAAGAUCGUCGAUCCCCUCAAGGGAUGGGAUGAUCCAUAUCCAGACACAGAGGUGCUGGUGGGACGCAAGCCACAAGGUCGCUUCCACGAUCAGAUCCCAGACAUGAACGAUCAUGAGGUGAUCCUCGAUGAGCAUGUCGAUGGAACAAACAGACAUCUGUUCGAGGCCAAUCAAAAGGCCUUCCAAAUCACCGAGGUAUUGGACGCACAGGUCAUCUGGGACAAUGGAUUCACGGGCAAGGGCACAAAGGUUGCGAUAUUCGACACAGGUCUGCAUAAGGACCAUCGACACUUCCGAAAUGUCAAAUCGAUUCAUGACUACACCAGCGAGAAGAUCUUCAACGAUGAGAUUGGCCACGGCACUUUUGUCACGGGCGUCAUUGCCAGUGACCAUGAGGAGUGCCCUGGUCUGGCGCCAGAUGCCGAGCUCUACAUCUUCCGAGUGUUCACCACCAAGAAGCUCUCAUACACAUCAUGGUUUCUCGACGCAUUCAACCACGCCAUUCAUAUCCAAGUCGAUGUGCUUAACCUAAGCAUUGGUGGACAUGACUACAUGGAUCGACCAUUCGUCGAGAAGGUCUGGGAGAUGAGCGCCAACAACAUCAUCGUCGUAUCAGCCAUCGGUAAUGAUGGUCCACUCUACGGAUUGAGCAGCACACUAAGCAAUCCAGCAGAUCAAUCGGAUGUCAUUGGCGUCGGAUCAAUCGAUGAGUAUGACAAGAUAGCCUCGUUCUCAUCACGAGGAAUGACAACAUGGGAGAUACCUGAGGGUUAUGGACGAAUCAAACCGGACAUUGUGACUUAUGGCUCCAACGUUCAAGGCUCAAUGGCACCAAACACAUUUACAUCGAACAAACAGUGUCGCCCUCUAUCGGGAACGAGUGUGUCGUCUCCGGUCGUAGCCGGAGCCAUAGCACUGCUGAUCAGCACAGUUGACAAGGACAAGCGAAGCUUUGUCAACCCGGCCAGCAUCAAGCAGGUGCUUCUCGAGUCAGCGCGGCCCAUACCCGAGGCCAACAUCUUUGAACAGGGACAUGGCAAGCUCAACCUGCUUGAGGCGUACAAGUCGCUGAGCAAGUAUAGACCACGCGCAUCAUUCUCGCCCACCUCUGUCGACUUUACAAGCUGCCCGUACAACUGGCCCUUCUGCACUCAACCGCUGUAUUACAGCGGUAUCCCAACCGUUGUAAAUAUCACAAUCAUCAAUGGCAUGGAUGUGUCAGGGCAGAUCGUCUCACCGCCCCGCUGGAUACCAGCCAGCCGCGAUGGAGAUCUGCUACACGUGUCAUUCAGCUAUCAAGAGCUGAUCUGGCCGUGGACUGGCCACAUUGGACUACAUAUUAGCGUAAAGGAGGAAGCCAUUGACUUUGAAGGAAUAGCCGAGGGCUUUGUACAGGUCAACAUCACAUCACCUCCACAGCUUGGCGAGCAAAAGAACAGAUUCCAAUCCAUGCUAUUGCCCGUCAAGGUCAAGGUCAUACCAACGCCACCGCGCCACAAGCGUAUACUCUGGGAUCAAUAUCACAACCUGCGCUAUCCCUCUGGCUUCUUGCCCAAGGACGCCCUGGACAUUCGAGACGAGCCGUUCGAUUGGAAUGGUGACCACCCUCACACCAACUUCCGCAACUUGUAUCAACGACUGCGAGACAUUGGCUACUAUCUUGAGAUCAUUGGCUCUCCACUGACCUGUUUUGACCCAGAGAACUAUGGAGCCUUGCUCAUUGUCGAUCCCGAAGAGGAGUUCUUCCCCGCUGAGAUCAAGAAGAUCGAGGAGGAUGUGCGUAGCAGAGGACUCAAUCUUAUCGUGUUUGCCGACUGGUACAACCUUGACAUCAUGGAGAAGAUCAAGUUCUACGAUGACAAUACUGAACGACAUUGGACUCCCGCCACUGGUGGCGCAAAUAUCCCAGCAAUCAAUGACUUCCUCUCCAACUUUGGUAUCUACUUUGGCGACACUGUAUUCAAUGGUGACAUACAGAUUGGCGACAACUCUGCCUUCUUUGCCUCGGGUUCCUCGAUCAUUGGCUUCCCCAAGGGUGGACAUGUUUACUCUGCCGAGUUACUGGACCUAAACCGUCAGGUAUUGAUGCGACGCUCAGCUUCACAGACCGUUCCAAUUCUCGGACUCUACCAGUCUCUAUCAAUGCAUCAUGAACAAGUUGCCUCAAGCAGCCACAACAACAGUGGAAGUAGCAGUAGCGGCGGUAGUAGUGAAGGUUAUCAAUCAGGCAUUGUUGCUGUCUUUGGCGAUUCAACUUGUUUGGACGAUGUACGACAUAAGAUUGGCGCGCAUCAAAAGAAUGUCGACGAUUGCUACUGGGUGCUCGAAAGCAUACUCAGUGCCACACAGGACGGAAAGGACGUGCGAGAGGUGUUCCCUGGAAUCACCACACUCGAUUCACCACUAGUGCCACACGACAAGAACAACAAGUAUAAAUACGACAUACCGAGCCGGCCCAAGGAUGGAGACCUGAUUGUCAUGUCCAAGGUCACCGGUGUACAGAACCUCUCGGAGGAUCAAUGCUCACAACGGCCGCACCAGCUGGAAUCAGACAUCUAUGACUGGGCCAAUCUUUACAAGUACGCCAACAUCACGUGGAGGCAACGUAGUCGUGUGCUUCCAAACCUACAGAUGCCCUACAUUCCCAGCAAAGACCUCGACGACAUUGACUCGCAAUACUUUAUUCCCUACAUCCUUGUGCUGUUGGCGCUGAUACUCUUGAUGGCACAUUUCUUCAGACGCAAAGAGAGGCCUUCCAACAACGCGGCAACGGCACGACUUCAGCCCCCAUCCAGCAUACGAAUCGACACUGGAGAGGUAUAG
Messenger RNA from Acytostelium subglobosum LB1, 3108 nucleotides. RefSeq lists its product as hypothetical. Gene Ontology annotation, cellular component: Golgi apparatus. Bases 1 to 3108 code for a protein of 1035 amino acids. The record is from RefSeq and is a predicted model, not a curated record. Gene Ontology annotation, molecular function: serine-type endopeptidase activity. Lineage: Eukaryota; Evosea; Eumycetozoa; Acytosteliales; Acytosteliaceae. The transcript has 2 exons. Gene Ontology annotation, biological process: proteolysis.